Molecule: messenger RNA, 5373 nt
Organism: Gambusia affinis (western mosquitofish)
Lineage: Eukaryota; Metazoa; Chordata; Actinopteri; Cyprinodontiformes; Poeciliidae
Product: metabotropic glutamate receptor 4-like
Exons: 12
Coding region: 858-3584 (908 amino acids)
Biological process (GO): regulation of synaptic transmission, glutamatergic; G protein-coupled glutamate receptor signaling pathway
Cellular component (GO): membrane
Molecular function (GO): adenylate cyclase inhibiting G protein-coupled glutamate receptor activity
Source: RefSeq, a predicted model, not a curated record
UCGCCUGGGGUGUCGGAUAUGCGCUCCUCUCCUGUUUAAUCCUGUUGAAAAAAUCUGAUGCCCUUUUCGCUGGAAAAGCGUUGGGGAGUAGCUCCACCGGACCUGCCAUUUCCCCCUCACUCGAACAAAGCCUGAAGUUGGGACUUGAGGAGUUUUCAGCACCACUUUUUCGUGGACAGCGCUCGCAAUGAAUUCCGGAGCUCGACGCAGCCUCGAAAUGCGUUUGGAUUCCCGCUGGAUACUAUUGAGUUACAGUGUUUAUUCACUGAAAGCACAACCGUAGUUUUUCAGGAAACCUUCUAUUCUCCUAAUAUUCCAGUAAAAAAUGAACGUUUUUUCCUUGGAUAUGGGUCACUCCAUGUAGAUUCCCCGUGGGCAGGAGAGCUGGGAAUUCGCUCUGAAGCCUGUGGACCUGAGACGGCCCGAGGGCUCUGACAUACACCAAAUCCCUGCCCAGGGGAAUGGUGGAGAUUAAAAACUUCUGAUUGAGGUAGAGAGGAAAGAGACACAAAGACAGGGAGGAAGAGACAGAAGAGGAAAAAAGCUUAUCGUACACCUUUGUUCUUGUUAAUGCCCCAAGUGAAGGAUCUCCAAAGAAUAACAGAAGACACAAAAACAGCUGCCCACAACAGUGGUCAAAGGAUGGAGUGAGUAAAAGAAAGAAGCAGGAUUACAUCCCGAGAAAGUGCCAAGCUCAUAUUCUACUCUAAUUGAAUGCCUGAGAGAGGGCAUAGACAUGAGAGGAAUCCUUUUCUGUGAAAACUGCUUCAAGAGGCAGUGCAAUUAACCCUCUGGCCAUCAUAAAAUAAUACCUGGCUAUUGUUGUUUCCUGAUUGCUGGUGUGGAUUCGUGCUCGGAUGGUGAUCAUGUUUCAGCCUCCAGCCUGUAGACCAAAUCAGAAUGGCUGUCAGAGAAAUAUCCACAUUCUGCUGGUGCUGCUGUUGCUGCUUCUUUACAGCUCCCUCAAGGCCUCUUUGGCUGCCAAACCCAAAGGGCCAGGACAAACACAUUUGAACUCCAUCCGCAUUGACGGAGAUAUCUCCUUAGGAGGGCUGUUCCCUGUGCAUGCCAGGGGCCAUGAUGGCAAACCCUGCGGGGAGCUGAAGAAGGAGAAGGGUAUACACAGACUGGAAGCCAUGCUCUUUGCCCUUGACCGCAUAAAUAAUGAUAAUAAUCUCCUGCCUAACAUCACACUGGGAGCAAGGAUCCUGGACACCUGUUCCAGGGACACUCACGCCUUGGAGCAGUCACUCACCUUCGUCCAGGCUCUGAUCGAGAAGGACGGGACAGAUGUCAAAUGCCUCGGUGGGGGGUCGCCAAUCAUCACCAAACCUGAGAGGGUGGUGGGCGUCAUCGGCGCGUCUUCGAGCUCCGUUUCCAUCAUGGUGGCCAACAUACUGCGCCUGUUUAAGAUACCCCAGGUGAGCUACGCCUCUACAGCGCCGGAGCUGAGUGACAACACCCGCUACGACUUCUUCUCCCGUGUGGUGCCUCCAGACACAUAUCAGGCCCAGGCCAUGGUGGACAUUGUUAAGGCCAUGCGCUGGAACUUUGUCUCCACUGUGGCCUCAGAGGGAAACUACGGAGAGAGCGGAGUUGAUGCUUUCAUUCAGAAGUCUCGGGAGGACGGUGGCGUGUGCAUCUCACAGUCAGUUAAGAUUCCCCGAGAACCAAAGCAGGGAGAGUUUGACAAGAUUAUGCGAAGACUCGGAGAAAAUCCAAAUGCAAGAGUCGUCAUACUUUUUGCCAACGAAGACGAUAUCAGGCGACUACUCCAUGCAGCAAAAAAGGCCAACCAGACGGGUCAUUUUAUCUGGGUGGGUUCAGACAGCUGGGGCUCAAAGAGCGCUCCGGUUGAGAACCAGGAGGAGAUGGCAGAGGGAGCAGUCACCAUCUUGCCGAAGCGCCAGUCCAUCAAAGGAUUUGAUAGGUACUUUAUUAGCCGUACACUGGAAAACAACAGAAGAAAUAUCUGGUUUGCUGAGUUCUGGGAGAACAACUUCAAAUGCAAACUCAGCCGUCACGCCGUGAAGAAAGGGUCCGGUCUCAAAAAGUGCACAAAUCAGGAGCGAAUAGGAAAGGACUCGGAUUUUGAGCAAGAAGGAAAGGUUCAGUUUGUUAUAGAUGCUGUAUAUUCGAUGGCUCAUGGCUUGCACAACAUGCACAAAGAACUCUGCCCUGGGAAGGUGGGUCUCUGCGCAAAAAUGGAUCCCAUCAAUGGUACCCAUCUCCUCAAGCAUAUUCGCCGGCUAAACUUCUCAGGCAUAGCUGGCAACCCAGUGCUCUUCAAUGAAAAUGGAGAUGCCCCGGGACGCUACGAGAUCUACCAAUACCAGAUCAGAAACCGAACACCUGAAUACAAAGUCAUUGGUCACUGGACAGACCAGCUACAUCUGAAUGUGCGUUCGAUGCAGUGGCCGGGUGGAGUCCGUCAGGUUCCAACCUCAAUCUGCAGUCAGCCCUGUCAGCCAGGCGAGCGCAAGAAGAUUGUUAAGGGCAUUCCUUGCUGUUGGCAUUGCGAGCGUUGUGAUGGAUAUCAGUAUCAAGCAGACACCUACACAUGUAAAAUGUGUCGCUUCGAUUUGCGUCCCAAUGAGAAUCACACAGGUUGCGUUCCAAUCCCCAUUGUUAAGCUGGAGUGGAGCUCCCCCUGGGCUGUCAUCCCUGUGCUCAUCGCAGUCCUUGGCAUCAUGGCCACUUUGUUUGUGGUGGUCACUUUCAUCCGCUACAAUGAUACUCCAAUUGUGAAGGCAUCGGGGAGAGAGCUAAGCUAUGUGCUGCUAACUGGAAUCUUUCUCUGUUAUGCCACAACAUUCCUGAUGAUUUCUACCCCUGACGUAGGAAUUUGCUCCCUCCGUCGGAUCUUCUUGGGCCUGGGGAUGAGCAUUAGCUAUGCCGCUUUGCUCACGAAAACCAACCGCAUUUACCGGAUCUUUGAGCAGGGCACCAUGUCUGUAAGUGCACCCAGGUUCAUUUCUCCAGCCUCUCAGCUUGUCAUCACAUUCACACUGGCUUCAGUGCAGCUGCUCGGGGUGUGCAUCUGGUUUGGUGUGGAUCCCUCCAAGGCCAUAAUCGACUAUGAAGACCAGAGGACAUCCAACCCUGUGUUGGCUCGUGGUGUGCUCAAGUGUGACAUCUCUGACCUAUCCCUUAUCUGCUUGCUGGGCUACAGCAUGUUGCUCAUGGUUACCUGUACUGUCUACGCCAUCAAAACAAGAGGAGUACCCGAGACAUUCAAUGAAGCCAAACCCAUUGGUUUCACAAUGUACACAACCUGCAUUAUUUGGCUUGCAUUCAUCCCAAUCUUCUUUGGCACUUCACAAUCAACAGAAAAGAUGUGCAUCCAAACAACCACACUAACCAUCUCUGUGAGCCUGAGUGCUUCGGUGUCCCUCGGGUUGCUCUACAUGCCCAAGGUCUAUGUGAUUCUUUUACACCCAGAGCAGAAUGUGCCAAAGCGCACUCGCAGCCUGAAGGCUGUGGUUACCGCUGCCACCAUGUCCAACAAGUUCAACCCCAAGGCUGGACUCAGACCCAACGGAGAGGCCAAGACUGAACUAUGCGAAAGCCUGGAAACACAAUAGGCCAAGAGGGUAUUGGUGUUAAGAAAUAACUUUGGGAGUUUAAGCCUUCUCCACAAAGCAAACCUACAUCAGCUACAGCAACCAUGCAAUCUAAGGGACAAAGGUUCUUAUCUCAAUUCAAGAUUUCCACCCCGGCGGAGAAAAAAAAUACACGCAGUGGAAUUUCACAGCUGAAAAAAAAAAAAGAAGUGUCAUUGUGUAGUGGGAGAUCACACAAGCAUUGCCCAAAGACAUGACACGCUGAGCAGAAUCCACAAAGAGGGGUGGAGAUGGACAAAAGAGACGAAGGGGACAGAUAACUACAAUUUUAAGGUUCCAUCUUCUGUCAACCAAGAGUACACACACGCUGACAAAAAAAGAAAAAUACUAACAGGACAGAGGCCUGGAGACUGAAAGAUGGAGUUUUUCUUUACAUUUCAGUUUUGCCGUCUUUUAGAGACUCUUGUCAUUUUACGCACUGCUGACUGGAACUGACUCCAAAUUUUCUUAGUGUUAUCUUCAAGUACUUUAAAGGCAUCACAAGGGAUUAAUCAACACCAAAAAGGCAUGAAGACAUGAUCCAGUGACUUCUAAAACGGGCUUCUGUUUGUUUUUAUUCAUAAUACAUUCCAGUCUCAUGGCUCAGAUGACUGGGAACAGGGAUCAUCUCAACAAUGCAGCAGAUCUGUACCAGACUACAUGUGUUUUUCUGUCCUCUUUCAGGGUCCAACUGAGUUAAGAAGGACCACAUUUACAUAAGAGGAUAUUUGCCGUUUUUGAGCAUGCCAGUUUCAACAUCCUGUAUUGUGUUGUUUACCAAAUAAAAUAAGGAAAAAAUGAAGAAGAAAAAAAUACAAUAUCUUUGGAAUGCUUUUAAACUUUGUUGCAGCGUUGUUAAAAUUGUUUAGGCACAAGCCUACUGUACGUUCAAAAAUCUGUUCUCAAUUGGUGAAAAGGUCUAGUGAGUGAUUGUUUAUCUGUGCUUAAGUGAGAUCAUGAUUUGUAUUAACAGCUAGCCUAAAAGGCUGCCACUGCCCUCCUCAUACCUGUAUGUACUUUGAAACGGUGGACCACGGUCUGUGUUUUAGCCGUGGGGAUCUCACUGUGAGCCGUCAUCAAGGAUGACCCUUCCAUCACUGCCAUCAGUUACCCUCCUGGCCAUAUGAGAAAACGUAAGGCUGAAGCUUAGCUGUACAGAUCCAUUAGCAAGGGAAUUAAGAUGAAGUACGCCCUUGAGGAGAUCGUACAGCUUGUCCUGAGGAUGAUCUCCAUAAUGGGCCGACUACAGAAAAAAUUCAUUACUGUACAUGUCCUCUUCUGGCACUCUCAUGAUAAGAGGGAGGGGUAAGGAAGUUGUAAAGCUUUUCAACAAAUGAAAAUCAAAUUGCAAAAGAUAUGCUAUAUAUCUAUCAAUCCACCCCCAGCUCGCUGAAUAGAUUAAUAUCUGGCUUUGUGCAGUAUAACAGCCCUCUGAUGUCUUGGAGAAAAUGUUGUGGGGUCAUUUGUGUUGUGAGUUCAGUGCUGCUUCUCAUGCCUCCCUCUUUAUUACUUUCAACACCAUUUGUGUUGCAGAGUAAAAUGUGAGUGCUGACCAAAUUAAAUGGCAAGUUAAUAUAUGUUAUUAAAUAGAUUGAUGAUGUCUGCUUUAUGUCCUGACAUAUCCUAAAAUUGAGGAAAAUGUACAAAAAGAUGCAGUGCCUGGCUAUAUGACUAUGUAUUUGUAAAACCUCAAGAGAACUUAAGAAGUGUGUGAAGCAUGUUUAGUUUUUUUUAUACAAAAUUUAUUAUUUCUAUUAAAAAUGUUUUAAAA